UCUUUCAUGCCCAAACGGUCUACGGUUGACGAAAUCCAUAACUCACCCUCUCUCGAUGAUAAUUGAUCGACAUUCGUUUUAGACAAUACCAGUAACAACUCACGUUCAAGUGAAUGCACUAAGCGCAACAGGUGCACAUUCAAUUGUGUUCAAAUAUGUUAACUAGCCGUUGAAGAAGUUGCACCUAUUGAAACAUUUUCACUAAAACAUUAUAGACGCUGCAGUCAGAAAGAAUGUUAAGAAAUAGAGAGAAGAGUUCAAUAGCGAUUACACCCCGUAAUAUUAAUUCACCGAUAGUCGCAUCUAAACAGCCCAGUGUUUUCUUUCCCACUUCACUUGCCUCCAAGCGAGUCCUGUGAGCCGGGUGACGUCAUGCUGGCACACAGAAGUUGGGAGUAGAAAGCAUGGAAAAGCUAAGUGGGUGAAGCAAGCGGAAUUCUCCACCCUCCGCCUUUUCUGACACUUCUCGUAAAUAUUACAGUUAAGAAGAGCCUUGUUUUUUUGUUGGUUUAGACUGGACUCACUGGGUAGUCCGUCUGUUCAGGAGCACCGAUCCGGCAGUUUUCUAAACAACUUUGUGCGCGGUGUUGAGCUCCGAGCAACGGUGGAGCUGUUGCCACUCGCCGCUUGUAGACGGAUCUCUAUCCGGUUUUCGCGCUACUGUCCACACUGCCUGGACCUUGUGUGACUCAACGUCCAAGAUUUGCAAAUACUCCAUAAUCCAUCUUGGUAACUAGAAUUUGGUAAUCCUUAGAAAAUAUCAAAUUGGGCGACAUUACAGAAAUCUAAUUGUUUUAAGGAAAACUGUAGGCUAUAUUUCAUUUUUUGAUAUUCUUCAGCUGUUACUUUUGCACCGACAGUGGAUUUUGAUUGUUAAAAUAUAAAACAGUGUAGAACGACACUGUCCACGAUGAGCAAAGCCACCUGUUCAACAAGUGGGUGUUUGGAUAUUCUGAAUGUUAAAUCAAGUCGUAUCUUGGAUAUCCCGUGUAAAGUGUGUGGGGACCGGAGCUCUGGGAAACACUAUGGCGUGUAUGCGUGUGACGGCUGCUCUGGCUUCUUCAAGAGGAGCAUCCGCAGAAACAGAACAUACGUCUGUAAAUCAGGCUGUCAGGGAGGAUGCCCCGUGGACAAAACGCACAGAAACCAAUGCCGAGCGUGCCGCUUGAUAAAGUGUCUCGAAGUGAACAUGAAUAAAGAUGCCGUUCAGCACGAGAGGGGUCCCAGGACGUCCACCAUACGCAAGCAGGUCGCCCUAUAUUUCCGGGGGAACAAAGAGGUGAACGGUUCAUCGACCCACUUCCCGGGUUCGAGCCUACCGGGGCCGCCAUUGUUCACUACGGUCACACAACUGGAGCCACCUAACUUGGAGAUGAGCACAGUAGCCUGCACUCCGGAGAGGCAGGCCAUCGUGGGACUGGCCCAGCCCACUCCGAAGUACCCUCACGAGGUCGGCGGCACGCCCAUGUAUCUCUAUGAGGUUGCUACUGAGUCGGUGUGUGAGUCAGCCGCGCGCCUGCUGUUCAUGAGCAUCAAGUGGGCCAAGAGCGUGCCCGCCUUCUCCACGCUCCCCUUACCUGACCAGCUGAUCCUCCUGGAGGAAGCCUGGAGAGAACUGUUUGUUCUGGGCAUAGCGCAGUGGGCCAUUCCGGUGGACUCCAACACCCUGCUCGCUGUUUCCGGUAUGAAUACAGACAACACAGAGUCCCAGCCGAUGAAUAAAAUAAUCUCCGAAAUACAAACCCUGCAAGAGGUCGUUACCUGGUUCAGACAGCUGCGCCUGGACGCAACUGAGUUCGCCUGUUUGAAGUGCAUCGUCACGUUUAAAGCUGCAGUGCCAACGCAUGACGGGUCGGAGUUGAGGAGUUUCCGCAACGCCAGUGCCAUUGCUGCACUCCAGGAUGAGGCACAGCUCACCCUAAACAGUUACAUACACACCAGAUAUCCAACUCAGCCCUGCCGCUUUGGGAAGCUGCUCCUACUUCUACCAGCUCUGCUGUCAGUCAGCCCAUCCACCAUAGAAGAAGUAUUUUUCAAGAAGACCAUCGGGAACGUGCCCAUCACAAGGCUCCUCUCUGACAUGUACAAAUCAAGCGAUAUAUGAGUUUAUUUCCGCCAUAUCAACAUUACGCUCACUAGCCAAGAGUGUCUGUUAAGGCUCAUAGACACAAACAUUCUAAUGAGCACGUGACAAAUUGAACUUGAAGAACAUAAAAACGUUGAUUUUACAAAUCUUUGGGUUAGGCUUACGUUUUGAGGAUGUAUACUGAACAGAAAUAUAAACAGAACAUGUAAAGCAUUGGUCCCAUGUUUCAUGAGCUGAAAUAAAAGACCCCAGAUUUUUUUCCUUAUGCUCAAAAAGCUUAUUUCUCUCAAAUUUGGUGCACAAAUUUGUUUACAUCCCUGUCUGAGCAUUUCUCCUUUGCCAAAUUAAUCCACCCACAUGAAUGGUGUGGCAUAUCAAGAAGCCGAUUGUUCAUUACACAGCUGCACCUUGUGUUGGGGACAACAACAAAAAAACACUCUAAAAUGUGCAGUUUUGUCAUAUAACACAAUGCCACAGAUGUCUCAAGUUUUGAUGGAGCCUGGAAUUGGCAUGCUGUGACUGCAGGAAUGUCCACCAGAGCUGUUGCCAGACAAUUUAGUGUUCAUUUCUCUACCAUACCAACGUCGUUUUAGAGAAUUUCGCAGUACAUCCAAACGGCUUCACAACUCCAUAUCCGGCUUCAUUACCUGCGGGAUUGUCUAAGACCAGCCACUCAGACAGCUGAUGAAACUGAGGAGUAUUUCUGUCUGUAAUAAAGCCCUUUUGUGGGGAAAAACUCAUUCUGAUUGGCUGUGGUCCUGCACAGUCAUGUGAAAUUUAUUUAAAUUGACUGAUUUCUGUAUAUGAGCUAUAACGCAGUAAUAUCAUUGAAUUAUUGCAUGUUGCAUUUAUUCUUUUGUUCAGUAUAAUAAUAGAAUUGUCUAGCCAAUUUAAGAUUGCUACAAUUUCGCUAAAUACUGCAAUCUCUGGUUUACACAAAAUAAGGAACAUCUUUAGUUGAAAUGAGCCAUCUGUGUGCAAUUGGUGAACCUUUAAAACGUAGAGAUGUUUUUGAGUGUCUCAAAGACCAAUAAGCUUUACGACCAAUGCCCUUUCAAUCUUUUAUUGCCAUGUUCAAUCUGAUCGACAGGAAGAAACCAAAAAAGAUGAUGCACAGCAUGAUCCACGGUCAGAUGUGCUAUAGGGUCGUUGCCCCCUUGCCCAAUACUGAAACCAAAGGGUGUGAAGUGUCACAACUGCCUGCAUGAAGUGGAGGGGCCACCUCCUCAAGGUAGGAGAAUGCUGAUUGUCCUCUAGGAGCUCAUGUGAUGAUCCCAUACAAGCGAUGAAUGACAGGCAGAAGGAAUUGAGAAAUAAAACGACUUUUGGUAUGUGCAGUUUUUAGUGUUCAAAGGCUGAGUGAAAGAAAUGUCACCUGUUUGCGUUUGUGUGUCAGUAUGUGUGGGGAAGUAUUAAGUAGGAAGUUAGACAUUAACACUGGAAACAAAUAUUCAGCACUUGGAUUUGUGGAUUUUGUUGUUGGCUGUAAAUAUUUUUCUCUGUUGUACAAAGUGGGAGUUUUAUUCUUGUGAGAGUUGUACUGAAAUAUAUUAGAAGAAUAAAUAUUGAAAUAUGUGUGUCCCAAAUUGUAAUUUAGUUACCUUAUACCACAUUUUUUGGGAAAUUGAUUUACAUUUCAUUUUUGACUAAAUAUGCUAUCCAGUUCUCUCAGGUACAGUGCCUUCAGAAAGUAUUCAUAACCCUAGACUUAUUCCACAUUUUGUUGUACUACAAAAAAAAUCCCUAGUCCUUUACUGGUGACAAGCAUACCCAUGAUGCAGCCUCCUCUAUGCUGGAAAAUAU
Oncorhynchus keta (chum salmon) is the source of this 3889-nucleotide messenger RNA. RefSeq names its product nuclear receptor subfamily 2 group E member 1-like. The record is from RefSeq and is a predicted model, not a curated record. Gene Ontology annotation, molecular function: RNA polymerase II cis-regulatory region sequence-specific DNA binding; zinc ion binding; nuclear receptor activity. The transcript has 9 exons. Lineage: Eukaryota; Metazoa; Chordata; Actinopteri; Salmoniformes; Salmonidae. Gene Ontology annotation, biological process: cell differentiation; anatomical structure development; negative regulation of transcription by RNA polymerase II. Bases 911 to 2104 code for a protein of 397 amino acids.